GGACACUUGACAAGACGCUGGUUGACAACAGGUGAGACGGAGUUCAUGACAGAAACGCGGCGAGCGAAGCGUCUCCGGGGGAUUAAAUAUGAUUAUAUGAGAGGACGGUAGCGGCCCGAAAAUCCAGACGGCCCCUUUGGAAUUGGAAGAGGAUGGGACGUCCCACGGUGCUUUUGUUGCCUGCGAGAGGAAAACUUCAAUCACUUCGUCGCUCCGCAUUCAUUGGUCUGGACGUAUUUCACCGAGCACCUCGAGGUGCCGUCUGAUUGGCCCUUCGAUCGCUCUGUGAAGACUCCUCGUCCAAUCAUCCGCCGCCUGCAGCGUCUCCUCUGCAGCAGAUUCUGCUUCAGCGCAACAACACAGACGGGUAGAGAAGGACAGAUCGACGUUUCACCGCAGCUGAAUCAGGACUUCUUCUUCUCCAGCGAUCUUCAGCAUGGAGGUGCCCAGGAGGCCUCAGCCCUCCUUCACACUGGCUCUCCCUAAGCCGGCUUCAUCUUCUCUGUCUCCCCUGGGAGCUAUCCAGAAGGCCUUUAAGAAAGACAAGCUCCAGGAGCAGAGGGACGAAACCACCGAGGAGGGAGAUCAGCUCGUCAGCUCAGAGUCGGACACAAUCAAGUCGCAGGUGUCCGCGUUUGUGGCGGCGCCGGAGGCUUCCUCGGAACUCGUCGACACGAAAACCGUCCCGAGGAAUUUAAGACUCUGCUCGGUGGAGAGUUUCUCAGAGGAGAGUUCGAUGUCGGAGGAGAGGCUGGCCGAGGAGGCCGCGGAGGCCAAGAAGAAGUCUGAAGAGGAGGAAGCCGCAGCUAAAGAGAGGGCGGCCCAGAGGCAGCAGAUGGCCAUAGAGGAGCUGGUCCAGUCUGAGAGGAAUUACCUUCGGAUGCUGCAGCUCAGCACCGUCACUAUCAGGAGCAACCUGCACAAACUACAGCCUCCUCCAGCCAACCUGGACAGCAUGUUCCUCUACAUAGAGGAGGUCAUGGACGUCUCGGGCCGUUUCCUCAGCCUUUUGGACCAGAAGCAGGUUCAAUCUGCGGACCCUCACUUCCUGGAGAACCUCUGCGAAUCGUUCCUCAGCCUGUCUUCUGACAUCGAAGCAGCCUACAAGGAAUACUUGGCCAACUACAAUAAUGUUUCCGUGGUGGAGAACAGCUACAAACAGAAGGAGGCCCUCUGGAAUGAGAUUAUAAAAGUCAUCAAGGCCUCAGCGCCUGAGGUCAACGCCACCUCUCUGAGUUUCUUCUUGGUGAUGCCCGUGCAGCGGAUCGCCCGCUACCCCCUCCUCCUGCAAACCAUCCAGAAACACACUGAGCCGACCCACCCGGCCUAUUCGCUCCUGGAGCAGACGGCUCACACCUCCAUCGCCCUGAACUGUCGCAUAAACGAGUACAAACGUUUCAAGGAAGUCGCUGACAAAUACAAGAAGACGGAAACUCUGACCAUCAAGGACAAGAUCAACCGCCUCAACACCCACAGCAUCGCGAAGAAGACAGCGAGGCUCAGCCAGUACUUCAAACACGAGGCAGGAAUAGCUCCUAAGCUGGUGGACGAGGAGUUUGACGCCCUGGAAGGCUUCUUUUACGUCCUGGAGAACGGGAUCCUACAGCUUCUGGAGAACGUGGAGACAUACCUGCAUCAUCUCCAGAUGUUCCUGGACUGCGAGACGGAAAAGUUUGACUUUGACAUGGAUGGAGAGAAGGCACCUAUCUGCUACAAGGAGAUCACCACAGCACUCAGGCAGUGGAUCCUUCCUACAUUCGAGAAGAGGAUGAGAACGUUGAUCCACAAGCCGCUGUGUGCGCUCCGCGACCUCCUGGCGGGACCGAGGAACCUGAUCAGGAAAAGACUCGACAAGCUGCUCGACUAUGAGGUCAUUGAAGCUAAACCCAGUCUGAGCUACGAGGAGCAGGCUGUGGCUAACACAUACAGGACGAUGAACACGCUGCUCCUUAACGAGCUUCCUCAGUUCAACGGCCUGGCUCUGCAGAUGAUCUGGAGCAUGUUGGGGACGUUCAGCUGCCUCCACAAAGACCUCGCCUCAGACAUGGAGCAGCUGUUCCAGAGUUUUGCACAACAGCUUCCUCACAGCUACCUCCAGCCUGGUGCAUUCUGGGAGUGGGCAGAGUCCUCAGUGCUUGAAGGUGCGAGGAAGCUGCAGACUUUAUGUCAAAGCGUCGAAGACACGCUCAAUGCACCAUUUGUCCAGCCUCUGAGCCCGUCCUCUCAGCGCCGCCUGAAGCAGCUGAUGGAUAAGCACGGUUCUGGAAAGAUCUACCAGGUAAUGGCGACAGUGGUGGGCAGCCGGGACCUGGACCUGAGCCUGGCUAAAGGGGAACUGGUGGCUGUCAUCAGCGAGGCCGACACCCGCGGGGACAAGAAGAGAUGGCUGGUCGAUGCAGGAGGCAGAAGAGGUUACGCUCCCGCCUCAAAGCUGCUUCGCUACCACCAGCCGACCGAGGACCCGCCCCCUUCGCCACACCUGACCCUGCCUGAAAGUCAGAACGGAGCCAGGAGACACUCGUACACCCCAGAGAGCCAGACGCUGAGAGUCAUGAGCCAGCCCUGCAUCCAGGUGUUGGCUGCCUACGACUUUAAGGCGAGAGGGAACCAUGAAGUGACUCUGCAGGCCGGCGAGUCCGUCCGCGUCCUGGAGCCCCACGACAAACGGGGGAACAGCGAGUGGAGCCUGGUGGAGGUGAGAGGGGGCCAGCGAGGCUACGUGCCCUCCAACUACCUCACAAUCAUGCCCGCGGGCACAGGGCCCGGCUUCCGCUACUAGGAGGGAGAGACCAGCUUAGACCAGCUUGUAACGAACCUGCAGCUGCUUCUUGAACAGUAGCAUUCAUCCACAACUGGAUACUGCUACUUUCAGUUCAGUGUCAAAAUCAGUGUUUUUAAACCGAACAACUGCUUCUUAAUCCACGAUAAUGCGACGGCCACUGUGUGCGCUACGAGCCUCCUGGACAUAAUUUAAGACAUGUCUGCACUAACCUGGACGCCUGCGUUUUGGAAAUAAGUUCCUGUUUGAAGUCGUUUGGCAUAAACCACAACCAUCAACAUCAAACAGUACUAGACUGGAAUAUGUGCAAUAACUGCUGUAAAUCUAAAAAAAGUGAUGCAAAUGAAGGAAGUAUCAGCCCCCGGCGCUGGUUGUGCUGGGGAAGGACUGUGACUUCAGGCCCGAGGACGAUCUGAGCUGCACUGAAAAAAAAAAUGAUUAUUAGGGCUUUUGUUACAAAGCACCAGAGACGUUAUGAAGGAGCCGCUUAAUCUGAAGGAGAGGACAGAAAAUGUAGGCAUGUCCUUGACUCAUUUCCCAUGAUCCUCAGCGGGAGACGGGGACACUUGAAUCGGGGAAAAAAGAGAGAGACUGCAUGUUCUCGUGAGAGAGUCUCUGCGUUAGAAAACUAAAUGCGACACAGAAUAAAUAGAUUGUGUGUGUGUGUGUGUGCACGCUGAGUCUCCUCCUCCUCCUCCUCCUCCUCCUCCUCCUCCUCUUCCUCACCUGGAGGCCGGAGCGCUGCUGCAUUGAGACUGACAGGUACACUGUGCUCUCAUCAUCUCAGACUGUGUAAUAUAAUGUAAAUGUAAAAUGUCUCUAGGGCCGAGUAGGAGAGCGACACGAGGAGAGAGGAGGAGGAGAGGAGAGGAGAGGAGAGGAGAGGAGAGGAGAGGAGAGGA
Molecule: messenger RNA, 3681 nt
Organism: Mugil cephalus (flathead mullet)
Lineage: Eukaryota; Metazoa; Chordata; Actinopteri; Mugiliformes; Mugilidae
Gene: arhgef37
Product: Rho guanine nucleotide exchange factor (GEF) 37
Exons: 16
Coding region: 437-2779 (780 amino acids)
Molecular function (GO): protein binding; guanyl-nucleotide exchange factor activity
Source: RefSeq, a predicted model, not a curated record